Molecule: messenger RNA, 912 nt
Organism: Aphidius gifuensis
Lineage: Eukaryota; Metazoa; Arthropoda; Insecta; Hymenoptera; Braconidae
Exons: 4
Coding region: 1-912 (303 amino acids)
Biological process (GO): reciprocal meiotic recombination
Cellular component (GO): site of double-strand break
Source: RefSeq, a predicted model, not a curated record
AUGGAUAAAAAAAUAAACUUUAAUGACACAAAUUAUGAGCCACUUUUAAAAGAUUGGGUUAAACAUAUUAAAAAGAUAAACAAUCAACAAGAACUUUUAAUAACAAAAGGAUCAAAAUUUUUUAUACCAUUUAUGGCUAUACCAACAUCAGUUGUCAAAACGAUAUUUAUAAUUUGUGAUUUUUUUGGAGUUGCAACAAGGACAAAAUACUUGUCUUUAUAUAUUUAUGAAAAAUUUAUGUGUAAUCAAUUUUGGAAACUUUAUUUAUUAAAUGAAAAUAAACCACAUUCAAAUGAUUGGAAACGUGAUUGUGAACAUUAUGCAAACACAGCUAAAUUACGUCUUGUAUCAAGUAUUCAAUUGGCAAGUAAAAUGGAUUCACAUUCACUUGGUCUUGGUAUUACACAGGUUCAAUCAAUUCUUCAUUGGCUUGAUCCAGAUCAAGAGUACACAUCUAGCAUAAUUAUAACAUCAGAAUUUAAAGUAUUUAAAACAAUUGAUUUUGAAAUUCCUCUUGUAACAUCAUUAGACUGUAUUGAGGUAAUCAUGGCUGUUUUUCAUCUUCAAAAAAAUACACAAUUUUAUGAUACAGCAAUUAGAAUCCUUGAUCUUUCUUAUCUACAGCAUCAACAAUUAUUUAGUCAAUUACAAUUUAUGGCUCAUGGAUCACUUGCUAAAACUAAAUCAGAAAGAAUAACAUUCAUGACACUUGAAGUUAACACACUGCUUCUUGGUGGAGCAAUAAUUGUUACAACUUCUUCAAUUUUAAAUUUUGAUAUUAAUAUAACAGCUAGCAUUUUAAAUGAUCUUGAAAUGUUGAUUAGAGUUGAUAGAGAAAGUAUUUUAAUUUUAGCAAAAAUGCUUCUUGCACUUGUUAUGCCAGCUGAUACAUCUAAAAUUAAAAUACUUUAA